This is a messenger RNA of Cylindrotheca closterium, 903 nucleotides long. Lineage: Eukaryota; Bacillariophyta; Bacillariophyceae; Bacillariales; Bacillariaceae. The record is from the annotation of a GenBank genome assembly.
AUGCCUUCCGACUUUGUGAUCAACUUUUUGGCCGGUGGUGUCUCCGGAGCUGUCGCCAAGACCACCACCGCUCCCAUUGAGCGUGUGAAGCUUUUGAUCCAAACUCAAGAUGCUAACCCCAAGAUUAUCAGCGGAGAAGUCGCACGUUACACUGGUAUCGUUGACUGCUUCACCCGUGUCGCCAAGGAACAAGGAGUCAAGGCUUUCUGGCGUGGUAACUUUACCAACAUUGUCCGUUACUUUCCCACCCAAGCAUUCAACUUUGCUUUCAAGGAUGGUAUCAAGGCCAUGUUCCCCAAGGCUGACAAGAACACUGAAUUCCUCAAGUUCUUCAUGAUCAACGUCGCCUCUGGAGGUCUUGCCGGAGCUGGAUCCCUCAUGAUCGUCUACCCCUUGGAUUACGCCCGUACCCGUCUUGCCUCUGAUGUCGGUGGCGGAAAGGCACAAUUCGAUGGUUUGUUUGACUGCAUCAAGAAGACCGUCGCCUCCUCUGGUAUCGCUGGUCUUUACAACGGUGUCGGAGUCUCUGUCUUUGGUAUCAUUCCUUACCGUGGAACCUACUUUGGACUCUUUGAUACCCUUUCCGGAUACAACCCUUACCAAAAGGACGAAUCCAACGUCUUGCGUGCUUCUUCCAAGUUUGCCUGCGCCCAGAGUUCCGCAAUCGCUGCCGGAUACGUCUCCUACCCAUUCGACACCAUCCGUCGUCGUUUGCAGAUGCAAUCUGAGGUUCCAAAAGAAAAGUGGGUCUACAAGGGAACCGUCGACUGCUUCAAAAAGAUUGUUGCCGAUGAAGGAGCUGCUGCCCUUUUCAAGGGAGCCGGUGCCAACGCCCUUCGUACCGUCGGAGCCGCCCUUGUUCUUGUGCUCUACUCUGAAAUCACUGCUGCCUUCAAGAACUAA